Molecule: messenger RNA, 2836 nt
Organism: Lathyrus oleraceus (garden pea)
Lineage: Eukaryota; Viridiplantae; Streptophyta; Magnoliopsida; Fabales; Fabaceae
Exons: 3
Coding region: 368-2536 (722 amino acids)
Molecular function (GO): protein binding
Source: RefSeq, a predicted model, not a curated record
ACACUCCAAACAUACACCAUUCCUUUCUAAGUUCUCACCCAACCCAAACAAACACAACAAUAAAAAUUCAAAACCCUCUUAUCUCAUGAACUCUCAAGAUUUUCCCAAAACAAAAUUAACACCAACACCAACAUAAAGACUAGUAAGACCAAACAAUAAUUAUAUAACAUGUUAGAUUUAAGAUUUAAUUAUGUAAUUACCAUCCUUUUAAAUUAAAAAUUAUUAUUAUUAUUAUUUAUUUUUUGAAAAUAAAAUAAAAUAAAAUUAAGAGGUGUGAGAAAAGGAAGCAAGAAGGUCCUCAUAGGAGAAGCAGUUUAUGGUUAAAUGAAAACCAAUCUCUUUUUAUUUCAUUUUUUUCUCAUAUGAUAUGGAAAACCACCAAAACCAAAACAAAAACCUAAACCAAGACCACCACCACCAACACCAUGCUUGGGGCACGUGGGAAGAGCUUUUACUAGCCUGCGCCGUCAACCGCCAUGGCUUCAAAGACUGGGACACAGUCGCCAUGGAGGUCCAGUCACGAACCAACCGCCCCACGCUCCUCGCCACCGCACACCACUGCGAACAAAAAUUUCACGAUCUAAGCCGUCGAUUCACAGACGACGUUCCUCCGCCGCAACAGAAUGGGGACGCCGCCGCCAUCAAUUCCGAUCAUGUCCCCUGGCUUGACAAAUUGCGGAAACAACGUGUUGCUGAGCUCCGGCGUGAUGUCCAACGCAGCGACGUCUCCAUUUUGUCGUUGCAGUUGCAGGUAAAGAAGUUGGAGGAAGAGAAAGCGAAGGAAAAUGACGGAGAAGAAGAUAAAGAACCAGAUCUGGCGGUUACCGGCGAGGAAGAGCGGUCGGAAAAAGACAAAAACGGUGGAGAAAUGGAAGAGGCUAAACCAGCGAAUUCAGAACCGGAUAUUCGCCGGCUUGACGAAAGCACAACUAAUACUGAUAAGGUGUUACCAACAACAGGGGAUGAAUCGGACCGAGACAAUCAAUCGGUUAAUGAGUCGAACUCAACCGGUUCGAGGUUCGAUGCAGCGAAAACCGGUGAGGUUGAUGUAAAAAUAGAACCCGGUCCGGUUCCAGUUCAUUCCGGUUUGAAAGAACCGGAUCAGACCGCGAGAAAGAAAAAAUCGGUUGAAGAGGAAUCGAAUAACGGAAGCUAUGAUAACGAGGCUAAAGUUCUUACGUGUGAGUCGGUUCCUCCGAGUGAAGAGAGGAAGGUGGAGGGUGACUCGUCCGAGUUGCAUGACUCUGUGACUCACUCGGAGGAGGGAGGGACGAGGGAAAGCAGCGAGGUGCAGAGUUCUUCGAGUUUGGCGAAAUCGAGGAAGUCGCGGCGGAAGAAGGAGGUUUCGGGCGGAGAAGUUUUGCCAGAGAACGAGGACGUAGUAGCGAUGGUGAAAUCGGAACCGUUGGUUGACGUCUUGGAGAUGAUUAAAAGACAUGAAAAUUUUUCAUUAUUUGAGCGCCGUCUCGAGAAAAAUCAGGAUUUGGAUAGAUACAAAGACAUUGUGAGACAGCACCUGGACUUGGAAACCAUACAUUCGAGACUCCAAAAGGGUCACUAUUCCUCAUGCACUAACACAUUCUUCCGUGACCUCCUCCUCCUCUUCACCAACGCCACUGUUUUCUUCCAUCAUGACUCAACCGAAUCACGCGCGGCGCAGCAGCUGAUUCGCCUUGUCAUUGCUGAGAUGAGAAGCUGCAGCCGAACACAGUCUGACCCUAUCACACAGAAGAACGAUUCACUUCCUCCGAACCCACCAUUAUCCAAACCAGAUUCUGUUCUUCCCAAGCACAAAUCCUCUGCUCCUAUCAUAGUUUGCCGCAAACGCAGUUCAAUCUCAGUUAAACCGUCCACAUCCACCUUUAGCCAAAAGGGUGAUCAGUCCAUCCAGAAUGACAAGAAGGAAAGAUCAUCUUCAGAUACCAAACCAACCUUGAAACAGAGUUAUUCUGAGACAGACGAAGACGAGCCUCCCAAGGCCAAGGAAAAGCCUGUCACUGGAGCCAGAAGCAGAAGAAGCAGCAAAAGCCACAACAGUAACACUGGCGAUAAGAAACCACUCUCUAACUCCACACAUAAAACAGGGUCCUCAGCAAACAAGCCUGUUGAGACCCCAAAAUUGGAUAAGAACAAAGCAGAAGGGGUGUCAGACAAGAAGAAGAACGCAGCCGCCGAUUUCUUGAAGAGAAUAAAGCGAAAUGCAUCAGCGGAGGUGAUGAGAAGUGGUGGUAGUGGUGGAGGAGGAAGUAGUGGCAGCAGUAAGGGUGGUGGAGGUGGUUCUAAUAUGAAAGAUCAGAAGAAAAUAGUGAACAGUGGAAAAGGGGAGAAAGGGAAAGAAAGAUCUUCAAGGUAUGACGAUGGAGGAGGAUCAGGGUCAGGGGAUAAGAGGAAUAAGAAUAUUGAGCACAGCUCUCAGUCGAGGCGGAGUGUUGGGAGACCUCCAAAGAAAUCGGAAACCAAUGUCGUUAAGCGCGGAAGGGAAAGUAGUGCAAGUGGUGGGAAAGAUAAGCGACCGAAAAAACGUUCAAAGAAAUGAUUUUCAGUUUCUUAGUUAGUUCUUCUUUCCCCUGUAUAUUAUUGUUAAAGCAUGUGUUUGUUCUAUUAUAUUAUUUAUUCUGAUAAUUUAUUGGUCACAGCCUGUAGUCAGUUCCUAGGUAAAAUGUAACUGUUUUUCAUUUGGGCUAAAGCUUGUAACAACAUUGUAGUACUCAGGCACAAUGCUUUUCUUGAUUUUUGUUUAACAGGAAAGCAUAGCCAGUGCUUAUGCUCGUGGAUCUUGAUCUGUUUCUUUUUGGACAUGUAUAUUCAAGUGCUCUGCUUCUUCUGUUUUGGGUCA